AUGGCCUCAAUCUCCCAGCUUGCCUGCAUCUAUUCGGUCUUCAUUCUGUAUGAGGAUGAAGUGACUGUCAGGGAGGAUAAGAUCAAUGACCUCAUUAAAGUAGCUGGUGUAAACGUUAAAUUUUUUUGGCCUGGCUUGUUUGCAAAAGCCCUGGUCAAUGUCUGCAUCUGGAGCCUCAUCUGCACUGAAGGGGCCAGUGGGUCUGCUGCAGCAGCUGGUGCUGCACCAGCAGGAGGUCCUGCCCCCUCCACCACCACUGCCUCAACCAAGGAGAAUAAAGUGGAAGCAAAUAAAGAAUCUGAGGAGUAUGUUGAGGACAAGAGCUUUGGUCUUUUAUGA
Messenger RNA from Symphalangus syndactylus (siamang), 339 nucleotides. RefSeq names its product large ribosomal subunit protein P1-like. NCBI's taxonomy places the organism in Eukaryota, Metazoa, Chordata, Mammalia, Primates, Hylobatidae. Gene Ontology annotation, molecular function: structural constituent of ribosome; ribonucleoprotein complex binding; protein kinase activator activity. The record is from RefSeq and is a predicted model, not a curated record. Gene Ontology annotation, biological process: cytoplasmic translation. Gene Ontology annotation, cellular component: cytosolic large ribosomal subunit.